AUGACCCACACCGACUGCUCCGGCUUGACGGACUAUUUCUGUUGCGUGAUCGGUGGAAUGGGCAGCUGCAGAAACAACCACUUACUCUUGGACUACGUCAACUGCGGAAUCGGGUGGUCGUCGUGCACGUUGACUGAUCUCUGCGACUACACACCUGAGGUGGCCGACGACGACGUCAGCGAUGACUACACACCUGAGUUGGACGACGAUUACGUGUACGUCAGCACUGAAAUCGACGACAACGACGACGACGACGACGCAGAGCCAUGCAAUGCCGAGGUCCAAGCCUGCGUCGCCGACCAGGACUGUUUCACCUGUGUGCAAAAUGACGCCGUCUGCGAUUCGUCCGCGACAGCUACAUGCUCUGGGGUCAUGGACUACUUAUGCUGCGUCUUCGGAGAUUCAUGCAGUGAAAACACCUUGGUCGUGGCCUACAUCGACUGCACGCUCGAUGACUAUGGCUGCAGCGUGGACAACGACCUUUGCGACACAGGGGACGACAACGGAACGCUGCUUAUAUCGGAAAUCGAUGAUGACGACGGGGAGGACGAGGAACCGUGUCCUGACGAGCUAACUGCAUGUCUGGCGGACGAGACAUGCGGCGCAUGCUACGGAGGUGCUACAUUAGACGGGAGCUGCGAUGGCCCGGCCACCAACUGCGUUGACCUGGCGAACUACUACUGCUGCGUCGCCGGGGAUGACUGCAGCGACAACCCUCUGGCCGUUGGAUACAUCAGUGAGCGCAUCACCGCAAUCGCUGAGCGAGGUGGCAGCGACGACGACGACGAAGGAAUGGUCACCGAAGUCCCCGAAGCCGCUGCCGAUGAUGACCGCGACGACAUCGAACGUGGUGUCGGGGAACUGUUUUCCUGGUCGCCCACGUCUAGUCCCACCUCUUCCCCCACGGCAUCUCACGGCGGCCGCGGCGGUGAAGGUCGGGGUCGCGGUGGCGAUGACGGCGGUGGUGCCAUGUGUCUCACUCAGCAGGCCAUCUGUGUGGCGGACUCGGCCUGCGCUGCGUGCAUGGCCGGGGCCACGAGAGACGGGAGCUGCGACGCCACCGUCCCUGACUGCGCCGGCGUGGCUGACUACUAUUGCUGCCUCGCUGGGGACGUGCGAGGCUGCAGCGACAACGCGUUGCUCUUGGACCUGAUCAACUGCGAGAUCGAGCUGGAUUCGUGCACGCUGACCGAGCUCUGCGGCGAUGUACACGGAGGCGGCGAGGAGGACGCGGACGAUGAUGACGCGUCUUCUCGCAAGGGCGGCGACAAAGAUGACGGUGGCAAGAACGGCAACGGCACCGACAACCACGAACACUCAACGGAAACUCCCUGGCUCAAACCGCGGGGACAAGGGGCAGGCGCGGACGACGACGCCCAGAACAUCGACGGUGGUUUCGGCGAGUUCUUUACCUGGUCGCCCACGUCCAGCCCCACUUCUUCGCCAACGGGGACUGACGAAGAGCAACACCGCGGCCGCGGCCGUGCCGGUGGCGGUGGCCGUGGUGACGGUAGUGGCCGUGGUGACGGCGGAAACGAUUGCCUCGAACAGCAGGCCAUAUGCUUGGCGGAUUCAGACUGCGCCGCAUGCAUGGCCGGGGCCACGAGAGACGGGAGCUGCGACGCCACCGUCCCUGACUGCGCCGGCGUGGCCGACUACUAUUGCUGCGAGCUUGGGGUCACAGAAGGCUGCAGCGACAACGCGUUGCUCUUGGACUUCAUCAACUGCGUGGUGGCGUUGGAGUCGUGCACCUUGACCGACCUCUGCGGUCAUGAAGCCAAUACGGGGGCGCUCGCCAACGGAGGCGUCAUAGCGGCCGUCUCCACGGGGAGCAUUACCUCCACGUUCGGUGCUGGUGACGUCACCAGCAGUCUGAACAAUGCUCUGAACGCACUGUUCUGA
Molecule: messenger RNA, 1902 nt
Organism: Ectocarpus sp. CCAP 1310/34
Lineage: Eukaryota; Phaeophyceae; Ectocarpales; Ectocarpaceae
Source: the annotation of a GenBank genome assembly